UACACCCUUUAUAAGAUGGACUGACCACGAGAACCUGGCUUAUCUCCGUUCCGUCAAGUGGCUGAAUCCGGCAAGCUUGUUGGGCUUUAUUUCUUAUCCGGUUCAAUUUCUGCCUCUCCUUUCGCCCUGGUUCACUCAAUGGCAAGCCUGAUGCCCUCUCCCGGGUGUAUGCAAAACCCUCCAGCCCAACUGAACCAGAAUCUAUCCUCCCUUCCUCGUGCUUCGUUGGAGCAGCCACUUGGAAAAUCGAACAGGCUCUGACGUCCUCACAAAUCAAAACCUGGAAUACACUCUUUGUUGCGUUGCUGCUCGCCAUCCUGCCUCCUGGUGCACCUUCCUCCCAUGGGUGGAAUAUGUCCACAACUCCCUCACCAGCUCUGCCACAGGUAUGACUCCCUUUAUGGCAUGUUAUGGUUUCCAACCUCCAUUGUUCAAAGAUCAGGAGCAUACAGUGGCGGUUCCUGUGGUAAAGGAGCAUCUUCGACGGGUCCAGUAUGUGUGGAAGGACGUCAGGGCUGCUUUAACUCGCUCGAUGGAGAAAAAUAAGCGGCUGGCGGAUCUUCUUCGAUCUCAGAUGGCUUGGCUCCCCUCCCGUGAUAUUCCACUCCAAACUGAAUCCCCACUGUGUGGAAACCUCGCAAAAUGUGGAGCAGCCUCCGGGAGGGAUGAGCUGCAGGGCAACUGAGGAGAAGACCACAUACGAGAAAAUAAAUCCAAGAAAAAAAUAUUUUUGUGCAGGUAGUUUUUCCAAGGAAGUGCAAGGAGACCAAUUCAGACAGAUGAUUGCAGUCUGUGCAAGUGUGUGUCAGUUACAGUGUGUGUGUGUGUGUGCGUGUGUGUGUGUGUGUGUGAUGCGCGCCUUGGACUCUGCUUCUGCGAUGUAAAGGUGGAUUUCGACAUGUGAAGGAGCAGGUAACAAGGGCCUGAUCGUGAUGGUGUUCUGGACGUAUAACGAGCUGUGUGAUGAGAGUGGGCAACAUGGGUAAAAGAGUCAUGCAACGCCCAGCCCCACACUACCACAUCCUCCUGGGUGGAGCGCUGCUGCUUCUUCUGGCCAGGUUGACCAUGAGCUGCCCUGCUCGAUGUGAGUGCUCUGCCCAGAGCAAGUCAGUGAGCUGCCACCGCAAGCGUCUAAGCACCAUCCCUGAGGGCAUCCCCAUCGAAACUCGAGUCCUGGAUCUCAGCAAAAACAAGCUACGCAUAAUCACACCCGACAACUUCUCGUCAUUCCAGCUUCUGGAGGACCUGGAUCUCAGUGACAACCUCAUCAGUGUAGUGGAAACUGGAUCAUUUCGUUCUCAACUAGCUCUCCGAUCCCUAAACUUCCGCAGUAACGUGAUCCAGCUGGUUCCUGCAGGCGUGCUGUCUGGCCUGACCAACCUCACUCGGCUUGACCUCAACCACAACAGACUUGUGGUUCUACUAGACCAUGCCUUUCAAGAUCUGCACAAGUUGGCAUCCCUCGAGGUGGGUGACAACGAACUUGUUUUCAUCUCUCAGAGGGCGUUCAUGGGAUUAACUGGACUUCAAAAUCUGACGCUGGAACGUUCCAAUCUCACUGUGGUCCCUACUGAUGCUUUGGCACAUCUGCACAACCUGGUCGAACUACGUAUGCGCCAUUUGAGCAUUAGUUUUCUGAAGCCUUUCUCUUUUAAAAGGCUAUUCCGUCUCCGCCGACUAGAGAUUGAUUAUUGGCCCUGUUUGGACACACUACCCCCGCUGUCACUACAUGGCCUCAACCUCACAACAUUGUUCAUAACCAACACUAACCUGUCUGCUUUCCCUGGUGCAGCAUUGCGCCACCUGCCCUACCUCACUCACCUCAACUUGUCGUUCUCCCGAAUUCGGCAUAUCCAUCAAGAAGAGCUUGGGAACCUCCCACAUCUGAAGGAGCUCUGUCUCCAAGGGGCUCAGCUUGUCUCUAUUGAACUCUUUGCAUUUAUUGGCCUCAUAUCUUUGCAACUGCUGGAUGUGUCACAAAAUCGCCUGGACUCUCUGGAGAGGGGGGUUUUUGCAUCACCAGACAGCCUCCAGAGGCUUUGUCUGGGUGGAAACCCAUUGGUGUGUGACUGCAGAUUGCUUUGGUUGCUGAAUAGCUACAAGCCCCCCUCUCUUCAUAUUCUUGAUAUGCAGCCGGAGUGCAGUGCCCCUGAGUACCUGCUGGGGAAAAAACUGCGUGAACUCAAGGAACCACUGGUCUCGCAGUACAUGACCUGCACCAAGCCUCGAAUUGGACCAAGCAUAACACAGCUGCUGAUGAUUGACGAGGGUCAGCCUGCCCGUUUGAGCUGCCUGGCAGAGGGAGAACCAAGACCCUCAGUGGUCUGGAUUACACCUCACAGACGCUACAUCACAGCCAAGAGCAGUGGCAGGGUGGAAGUCCAACCAGAUGGCACCCUGGAGAUCAAGGCUGCGGAGUUGCAUGACAGCGGGGUGUACUUGUGUAUUGCAAGUAACCCUGCUGGCAAUGCCAGCUUGUCUGCCUCUUUAGCUGUGAAGAGUCUGGGCAUUAGAGACAGCUCUUACAAUAGCAACAGGAGCUCAAAUUAUUUGACAAACUCUAACAGCACUGGUGGGAAUGGGACUGUGUUGUACAACAUGACAGUCCCCAUAGACAUUAAAACUAUUAUUAUAUCCACAGCCAUGGGCUGCCUGUCCUUUCUAGGUGUGGUCGUUUUCUGCUUCCUGCUUCUGUUUGCCUGGAGCCGAGGGAAAGGACGUCAUAAGAGCAACUUUGAUAUUGAAUACGUCCCACGCAAAACCAAUGGGACCUCAGCUGAAGUGACAGAAACAAGUGGCCCUCGACGAGUCAAUAUGAAAAUGAUUUGAACAUGAAGCAGACUGAUGCACACAAUACCAACAACAACAAGUUUUUUUCUAUGACACAGUGGAAUUGUGACAAAUGAUGUACUAAUAUAGUGGCUGUCGAUGAAUGCGAUCUUGUGAUCAUGUGAAUAUCAAAGUGAAACCGUGAACGUGUUUAUAUGAAAUAUGUAAUUAUGUCCUUACAUUACAUUAAUAUAAUACUAUAACCAACAUAUCAAUAUGGAAGUGAUCUAGUGUUGCACUUGGCAUGUGUAUCAGUGGUGAUGUGAUGAGUAAUGAUGUUGUCAACUAUCCCUAACAUCAAAGUGAAGGACGGAGCCACUGGGGGUUUGGGGGAUAUUCGGAACGCAGUGAUAGCUAUCAUUGCUGCAAUAUGUCAGGACUAAAUUGUCUUGUACCCAUCUUAGCUGCAGUGUGAAAGGUGUGUGCUGUAAUCAGGUGUGCGUGCAUCAGUGUAUGCAUGUUGCAUUUGUCUUUCUUUGUGCAUGUGCACGCAUUGCCUUUUUUAUGUAAGAGAAAUAUUAAAAAGAUGGGGCCCAGGCCUUUGUUCUUGUUGAGUCAUUGUCACUGCUGGAUAAAACAGGAUGUUAUAUGUUUUGUUUGGAAAACUCCCACUUAUUCUCAAAAAGAAAUGCUGCAUCCAUUUAGAAAUAGUGGCCCUCAUGCAAUGGAGUCUAACAUAUGGUGAAUUAACUCAGGGGAACAUUAUGCUGUAAUUUAUUGUGAGGUGUGAGCUUUGUAUUGUCCGUAGAGUUCACUUUCCAGCAGGACAAGACACUUCUCCUUAGAAAUAACACGAGUCAAAGGCGUUAUCACAAGAGAAAAGCUUCCAGCAAUAGAAAUGGCAUGUUAAAGCUGUUUGAUAACAUAAUAAAUCACAGGCAGUUUUUGCUGCCAGAAAAAAAAACAAAAUCCCUUGACAUGAUAUAAAAGACUCUGUGGCCGGACACAAUGGCAAAGAUUUACUGGCUUGUGCCCUCUUUGGGACAAGACAAAGUUAAGCCUCACAGAUUUAUGGCUUAAAUUUCUCCUCAUAUUUCUUUGAUCAUACCUCUUCAAUUCCUCACUGGGGUGCCAAGGGGCUCUGGUCAUUUAAUAGGUGUCAAUUUCGAGUUUGUAGUAGAAACUUGUAAUGUUAUGUUUCUUUGUUGGGAAACAUUUUCAGUGUUUGUUGUGUGGAGUUUUGGCAAACCAGUUAAGGGCAUAUCUUUGUAUUACAGGGAUGUGGGUGUUUAUUUGUGUAAUUUUGUUGUGAUAUAAUAUUCAAAAGUUGUAUAAUUGUUUUCGUAUGACAAAUUUAUGGGUAU
Phyllopteryx taeniolatus (common seadragon) is the source of this 4133-nucleotide messenger RNA. It is a transcript of the gene lingo2b, whose product is annotated as leucine rich repeat and Ig domain containing 2b. The coding region runs from base 964 to 2829 and encodes 621 amino acids. Gene Ontology annotation, cellular component: plasma membrane. NCBI's taxonomy places the organism in Eukaryota, Metazoa, Chordata, Actinopteri, Syngnathiformes, Syngnathidae. The transcript has 4 exons. The record is from RefSeq and is a predicted model, not a curated record. Gene Ontology annotation, molecular function: protein binding.